Aspergillus melleus is the source of this 849-nucleotide messenger RNA. RefSeq lists its product as uncharacterized. Bases 1 to 849 code for a protein of 282 amino acids. The record is from RefSeq and is a predicted model, not a curated record. The transcript is spliced from 2 exons. Lineage: Eukaryota; Fungi; Ascomycota; Eurotiomycetes; Eurotiales; Aspergillaceae.
AUGUCGAAACUCUCCAGUGGCCUUAAGUCUCUCAUCAACUCCCCUGCUGCGCGACCCAAGACAACUCCCGCCCCUCCGCAAAUCGAUUCCCUCUACCAUAAGGUCCGACAGCAUGCGCAAUCCAAAGGCCUUUCUCAAUCGUCAUGGCUUGCUCUCUCGACGGCUGCCACGAUGACCAUGAAUUCCCCCGAAUCCCUACACUCCCUCUUCAACGUCGCCACUGCCGGGGCCUCGGAACACAACAGUGUCGAAACCGUCGAGUUCAUGCGCGAAGUCGGUCUAAAAUGCAUCAGUUUCAAUGGCAUUCCCCGUACCAUCAACUGCCUCGUUGAUUUCAAGUCAAAUCUGCCAAGCUCUAUUACUGACCGGCUUUCGUCCACGCCGACGCGCGGUCCCGAUUCGCACAAUAUUGAUGGAAUCAGCGCUCGUGGGAAAGGCCUUUGGGACUCUAUCUACCGACCCUUUGAGACAAAACUAUAUCGCAAGCUAGGUGACGCACAUCCGGAUCUUCCCGUGCACAUCCUCCACUUCAACUACGGGGCCCUGCUGUCCGAUCCGCAACGUUCAACGGGGGCGAAUGUAGGCCGGUUGGCGACGUCUAUCGUGGCAAUUGCGUGUUUGCGCGCACAGACGGGUGUCGGGCCACAGGUGCUAUCACAUGUUUUCGGGCUGCGGAAGGCCGUCGAGGACUCCACGUGGGUACAUGACGUCGAGAGCGAGGAGGCGGCCAAAUGGUUGGCGAGCGAGGAGGGAAAUACGUGGAUCCUAAACAGCGUCGAUGAUAUUGUUAAGGCAAUUGGGACGGGCGAGGGGUCGAAUUUCGCUCCAGCUAGAGAGUCGAAGCUGUAA